This is a messenger RNA of Staurois parvus, 326 nucleotides long. NCBI's taxonomy places the organism in Eukaryota, Metazoa, Chordata, Amphibia, Anura, Ranidae. The record is from the annotation of a GenBank genome assembly.
GAGUACGGAGUAGUGGCCAUUAGUUGGGAUGAGUACGGAGCAGUGGCCAUUGGUUGGGAUGAGUACGGAGUAGUGGCCAUUGGUUGGGAUGAGUACGGAGUAGUGACCAUUGAUUGGGAUUGGUACGGAGUAGUGGCCAUUGGUAAGGAUGAGUACGGAGUAGUGGCCAUUGGUUGGGAUGAGUACGGAGUAGUGGCCAUUGGUUGGGAUGAGUACGGAUGGCCAUUGGUCGGGAUGAGUACGGAGUAGUGGCCAUUGGUUGGGAUGAGUACGGAGUAGUGGCCAUUGGUCGGGAUGAGUACGGAGUAGUGGCCAUUGGUCGGGAU